This is a messenger RNA of Didymosphaeria variabile, 1665 nucleotides long. RefSeq lists its product as uncharacterized. Lineage: Eukaryota; Fungi; Ascomycota; Dothideomycetes; Pleosporales; Didymosphaeriaceae. The coding region runs from base 1 to 1665 and encodes 554 amino acids. The transcript has 3 exons. The record is from RefSeq and is a predicted model, not a curated record.
AUGUGGGCCCAGUUGACGAGGCAGCUCCCAGCGCUGCUCGCGCUCGUUGUCCCCUUCGCGCAACUGCCGCUCUCUUUAGCAGCGCCCAACUGUCCACUCAUCGGCCCUGAGUUUCCUGCCCCUUACAACCUCGAGUCACAUCCAAUUUGGCAGGCCGCUAUCCAAAACAUCACCAAUGUCUUCCAGUUUAUCGAUGACUCAAAUAUCACAGGAGUAGACCUGUUCUCCUAUUCGCUGCAAAUUUUCUCAACAAACCCAGGGUCCCCAAUCCUAUGGGAGAGACAUCGUACAGCCAAGGAUCUGCCGAUCAAUACCACCGGCGUAAAGAAAGUAGAUGGUAACACAGUUUAUCGCCUUGGUAGUGUAACAAAGGUGUUCACUGUGCUCACGUUCUUGGCUGAAGCUGGCGAUGUGUAUUGGACCACAUCCAUCACAAAGUUCAUACCAGAGCUAGCUAAGUAUGAAGGUCGCUCGAGUCAGCCAGACUUCGAUCCAGUAAGAGAGACUGAUUGGGACGAUAUUACCAUUGGCUCCUUGGCGAGUCAGGUAUCUGGUCUGGGCCGAGACUCUUAUCAGCUUCUGGCGUACGCUCUGGAAAAGAUCACGGGCAAGAAUUUCACGGACAGUCUCAAUGACCGUAUCAUAAAACCUCUUGGACUCAACCGCACAUUCUACGACACGCCACCUGAGGAGUACGGAGUGAUCCCAGGCACAGUCAAGGAUACCUACUGGGCUGUCAGCCUUGGCGAAGGUUCACCAGGUGGUAACAUGUAUGCAUCUGCAACUGACCUGUCAACGCUCGGUCGUGCUAUACUGUCUUCAAAGCUUAUCAAGCCUGCUCUAACCCGUCGCUGGCUCCAACCCGUCACAUUCGCAUCUGAUUUCCUCGCGUCUGUCAGCAGUCCAUGGGGCAUUCGCCGCAUUCAGCUCGACAAGAUUAACCAGCCUCAUCGAACAUUAUCCGUCUACACGAAAGCCGGUACAUUCAAACGCUACACCGCCUUCAUCACGCUGCUCAAAGACUACAAUCUAGGCUUCACUAUCAUGAUGGCAGGCAACCCACCAUUGAGCAACUUCUACGGUGCAGAUCUUCUUGGACAGAGCCUGAUCCCUGCAUACGAUGCGGUGGCUAGAGAUGAAGCAGACAGGACAUUCAGCGGCACCUACGUACAGCGCGAUGGCGUCAACGGCACGGGGAACUCGAGUAUCAGCAUCUCCACAUCGGCCAGCAAGCCAGGCCUCGGCAUCUCGAGAUGGGUAUCCAACGGCACCGACAUGCUCAGCAUGGCGCUAGUGCUUCAAUCCGGAUUAUCUGCGGGCCUGCUCAAAACGCCCGAAGCUCGACUGUACUACACGCUGCUCGAUAUCAAGACAGCGAACGGCACGCGUCAGUCGUUCAAAGCUGUGUUCGAAGACACGGGUAGUCCUGCAGUCGGACAGCAGCUGUGGAGCACGGAUUGUGGGUCUUGGGUCGGCGUGACGGGUGUCACGUAUGGAUCUAUGCCGCUAGAUGAGUUCAUUUUCGAGAGAGAUGCGAGUGGGAACGUGGUUAGUGUGGAGAAUUUGGCGUUGCGAGCGAAGUACUACAAGGUUACUCAGGAGGCUACGGGUCCUUCUGGAGGCUGGGCCUGGGAUGGUGGGAGGUGGAAGGUGGCACGCAGAUAA